CUGGAGCGUGAGUGGUCACCGAGUAAGGUAUGACACUAGCCCUCCAGCUGUUCAAAAACAGCAUUAACACUCAAGAAAAGCUCAGAUUGAACUCAAUCAGUGUGAGUGUGAGUGAGCUUUUAGAAUACGGGUGAAAGAGUUGAAACAAGUAAAUUUUACAAAAACCCAAGUUAUAAUUGUAAAUGAAAACCUUUCAUGGAAAGAGCAAAUUUCAAAUAUUAUUACUAAAGUAUCCCAAGGCGAGCCAUUAUUGCGUAGAAUAAAAAAGUUUCAACAGACUAUGAUUAAUGUGUAAAAUGUUAUUAAUGUGAUUAAAUUUUUAAAUUCCGUGAUCCUCCCCUAUUUUGACUAUUGUAGCAUGGUGUGGGAAAACUGUGGAAAUUGUUUGCUUCAAAGACUACUAUAAAUGCAAAACAGAGCAGCAAGAGUAAUUACCGGAAAGUCAUAUGAAGUAAGAUCUAGUGAAAUAUUAAACAUUAGAAAAGCGAAGGAAGUGUAAUAAAGCCAUAUUUAUGUAUAAAAUCAAACACACCAAUGAACCUCCGAAAUGUAUGGCCAACCUUUUUAAUGUGAAAAACAACACUAGGUAUAACCUUCGUAGUAACAAUAUCGAUUUCUUACUGAAAUGCCAAGAACUAUAAUAUGAUGAAAGAGGUAUAAGUUAUUCAGCUGCAAGCUUAUGGAAUCGAUUGCCUGGGUUUGCGAAGUUGAGUAGUGUUCCACUACAUAGAUUUAAAGCUAUUCUCCGGAACAGUUUAACUUAACUUGAUUAUAUGACUUGUAAAUAGUUGGAAAGUGUGUAAAUCCAGAUUCGAGAGGAAUUAGAUUUGAAGUUCGAGUCGGUUCUAUUCUGGACAGAUUCAACGUGUGUCUGGCAGUAUAUCAAUAACGAGGCUAGCCGCUUCAAACCGUUCGUCGAGAACCCAAUUGCCAUCAUUCACGAAAAUUCGAAUCCGUCACAGUGGCGAUACGUCAACUCGAAAGUUAACCAGGCAGAUUUUGCAUCCAGAGGCUAACGACCAAGUGACGAGCACAAGAUAAAUCUUUGGAUAAACGAGCCGGAAUUCCUGCAUAAUGAUGAAUCUAACUGGCCAGCAAGGGAAUGAAGAAUGACUGUCCAGAAGGGAUGAAUGUUUUGUCGGACGAAUGUCUGUAAUGGAUGCGCGAAUUCGAAGUCGAAAUUUACGAGACGCAAGUUCCCAAAGGAGACACGCUAGCUAGAUUCCAUUAUCCAAUACUAUUCCUCAUGGUACCGCCUGCUUAAAGAGAUAGCGUGGCUCAUGCGGUUCCUCCAUUUCGUACAAGAUACUUGGGGAAAAAAAAGAAAAAUAAGAAAAAAAAGAAAAGUUGCCCACAAGUAUAUCCGACGUCCGAAAGUUCGAACUCUUAAUUUGAAACACCGUAGGAUCAUUGGGUCCGGAGAACAGCCUUUGACCGUCGAAGAAUUGCAGACGGCAAAGAGACGCCUCAUCCUUUACGUUUAUCGCGUAGCAUUUUCCGACGAAGUCGGUUGCCUGAAACCAAAACCAAAAGGCUCCCACAGAACCGGUCCAAUCGUAAAGAAAUCGAGCAGAUUGUCGGCACUGUCACCAUUUAUGGGAGAAUAUGGCUUGGUGAGUGUUUGCGGUCGGUUAAAUCGAGAGAAGAUAAGUUUCGACGCGAAGCAUCCAGUCGUGAUUCCCAGCCAGCGCCGCCUUUUCGAUUUAUUGAUACGGCAUUACCGUCCUUACAGCAAUCCAACAAGAGUAUUGGAUCCUCCAAAGGCGAUAUAGAAUUAAGUAGAUUAUCGAUAAGUGCAUUCGCUGUUGUAAAAUGUAUGCAUCACCGUGCGAGCAGAUCAUGCCUCCACUUCCCACGCCGCGUGUCACUGCCUGGGAAAAUCCGUUUGUAUCAACUGGAGUGAACUAUUUUGGACCUCUCUUCGUCAAAAGAGAUCGCAGCAUGGCUAAGAGAUGUGGUGUGUCUUUAUGUAUAUGUCAACACGCGCGGUUCACAUCGAAGUGGCGCAUUCCCUCGACGCAGAGUCCUUUCUGUGUGCCUUCAGCCGUUUUACGGCGCGCCGAGGUGUCCUUACGGAUAUGCAUAUGUACAGCGACAACGGGACAAACUUUGUCGGAGCCUCCGGUAUAUAUUGAAAGAUGAAUUCAAGAACAUCCGGUCGGACGAAGAGCAGUUGAAGAUUUACGACCAAUUGAGAAUGAAAGGUAUGACAUGGCACUUCAAUCCACCAUCAGCGAGCCACACUGGUGGAGUAUGGGAGCGAGUUAUACGUUCCAUCCGACGGAUUUUGGCUUCUCUGACGACCGAACAAACACUCGAUGAUGAGACACUAGUCUGGUAA
Molecule: messenger RNA, 2341 nt
Organism: Paramuricea clavata
Lineage: Eukaryota; Metazoa; Cnidaria; Anthozoa; Malacalcyonacea; Plexauridae
Source: the annotation of a GenBank genome assembly